UACAUGCAAAUUAAUCGUAUGAUUUAAAUUUUACAAUGGAAAUAAAUCUGCGAUGACUUUAAAAAUUUCCGUAACGCGCUAUUUUUGUUAGAUAAAUCUAAAAUACGGGAUAAAUUGUACGAAUUGGUACAAUGAUAUUUAUAUUGCAGAAUUUUAAAUAUUACAAUUCGAGAAAGUAACUCAAUAUUUUUUAUAAUCGAUUUAAAAUACUUUAAAUAUCCUGUGCAUUUGCGAUUCUCUAAAUAAAAUCAAAUGCGUAUAGUGAAACAAGUCGCGAUCCUUUGAUGCAAACGAGGAAAAGUGAAAGGACCUCAUGCUUCGAACACACUAUCUGACACAAUCUACUCCAAAGUCCAUUACAAGUGUAUACUCGUCGUGAUUAACAAUUAAAAUGAUUUUAUGACCUCGAUUUGUUAAAUUAUUCUGAGAGAACAUUAUGAACAAGACGGAAUUCAACAUUGUCCUGAGCACGGAGCCACCGAGGACGUCUCCGAGCGUGAUUCACUCUCACAUUCCGGUGCCCAGAACAUCGGCCGCGAUCAAGGCCCAAGAGAGAUGUCCUCCAAAACGCAGAGGAUCCUUCGAGAAGCUUGGUCGCUGCACGGGCACCGUGGCUGCCCAAAAAGCGACCUUCGAGAAGCUCGACGCUUCUGUGGUACAGCUGAGGUCGCGUAACAAUAACAAUCACUUGUCGACUUCUAGCAUUGAGAUUAGAAACUUUGAGGAGAAAUCAACGCCGAUGAGCAAUUACAAGAUAAACGACGUCGUCAAGCUCAACGGCAGCAACAGCUUCACCGAGAGCAAAUGGAAAAAUAAAUACGAUGACUCGGAAAAGAGACGGAAACUUCUGCUGCAGAAGAACGAAGCUGCGAUUAAGGAGCAUGUAGAUCUGGAAAAAAAAUAUCAACAAUUGCAAAGGGAAAAUAGCGCGUUGCAAUCGCACGUUCAAGAAAAAGAGCAAAAAUUGCAAAAAUUGCGAACAGUUUCCGAAGCGGUAUGUAAAGAAUAUGAACAAUUAAAAAAUCAAUAUAAUGUGGAAACGAAUGCGAUGCACAAAGCCAUGCAACAAGCAUCUCAGUGGUAUCGACAAAACCGCGAGCUCAAACGAAGAUCCCAAAUCAUUGCACAAAAGCUUUUACAUAGCAAUCCGGAAGAGCUGCUGGGUUUUGAUGUAUCCGACGAAGUGGACUCAAAUUUUGAGGAUUUAGAUCAAUUGAGACAAACGGUAAAAGAACUAAGUAGUGAAAUUGCACGAUUGCAAACGGAACUUCGUUCCGCGCGGCUUCAAGAAUUCGAAGCGCAAGAACAGGUAACACAGCUGACCACGCAGCUGGAAGAAGAAAGAGCUUCUCGACAAAAAGGUGAAGAGAAAAUUAACGAGAUGAAAGUGCACAAAGGAAACAUGGAAAGAGUUACGAAAAUGGUAGCCGAGGAGGUGCAAGCCCUGAAGACGCAAUGCGAUCGCGAGCGAGAAAACGCGAAAAUUCUGAAGAUAGAAGCCGAAAAAGUUCAAAAAGAACGGAAUGUCUUAGCGCACCAAAGCGCUCUUCUUAUGGCCGAAGUCGGAGAUGAUCCGAAUGGAAGAUUAUUAACUGUUUUGCAAGAGGUGGAAUCUCUAAAGAGACUAUUAGAGGAAGAACAGCAAAACUAUGCUCGCCAAGUGCAGAUAUUGCAGGAGAAAUUGGAGGAAAAAGAAUCAAAUGUGGAAUUUGAAAUUGUCGAGGAAAAGUUGAAGCUCGCAGAGUCUGAGUUAGAAGUAAUUCUUCACAGAGCUGAAAGAGCCGAGAAAUCGGUGGAAGAGCUGGAGAAUGUAGUGCAAUGCUUAAAGCAGAAAGUCAGUGAAUUGGAGGAAAAAGCCUCAAAACCACCACCACCACCUCCACCACCACCUCCGAUGUUAGGAGCUGGUCAAUCGUCGAUAAAAUUGCUGACCAGAGAAAAGUUGACCUCAGAACGUACAGCUGUAAGCGACAUGGAAAACAUGCUUGGCAUUACGCCAAAGAAAACACCUGCGGUCGCACAACAACCCGCCAUUGAUGAUAUUAUCAACCAAAUUAAAGGCGGACGAUUUACGCUGAAGCAAACAGACAAACAACGAGAAGAGGAGAGAAAAAGACGACAAGAAGCAGAGAGUGCCUCGCCAGCAGUUUCUGAAAUGCUAAACAUUCUUGGUACUAUGAGACGAAGAGCCAAGCCAAUAAGACAGUCGUUUAAGUUUACAGACACGGCAUCUUAGUAAUAGAAGUUGUGUAAAUAGAAACAAUAUGUAACUUGAAAAAGAAAAAAAUUGUCGAGUCUCAAAUAAUCAAUUAGACUAUAUACGUUAUAAAUUUACAA
Molecule: messenger RNA, 2337 nt
Organism: Linepithema humile (Argentine ant)
Lineage: Eukaryota; Metazoa; Arthropoda; Insecta; Hymenoptera; Formicidae
Source: RefSeq, a predicted model, not a curated record